AUGUUCAGUAGACUCCUUGAUGAGCUCGAAGAGCUCCUAGGAACAUUCCCCGCUCUCCCGGCACUGGUGGCUGGCGAAUUUAAUUCCCGGUCCAGCAGAUGGGACCCAGAAGGCAGGAGCAACAGUAGAGGCACGCCGGCGGCCGGCGUCCGCCUCUCGGACUGUAGGGUGGAAGAGGCUGAGUCCCUCUCGGACCACCAAUAUAUCAGAUAUAGUUAUACGCACGAGGCUGCAGUGGUCCGAAAUUAUCGUCCGCGAGAUAAAAAGCGCCUUCGAUGGAAGGUUAACGCUUUAUAUGAGGUCUACCUUGCUGCGGCCGUCAUUUCAAGAGAGAGGACAGGUGGAAAUAUGUACGGAGGGAGUAUGACCGGAGUGGAUUGUGUGGAGAAGAUGGUGAAGUGGGCACAGUCCACAAUGAAAGAAGCAUGCGUCAUGGCCAUGCCCCGGGUGAGGGGGCAAACCCGCGUUAAUAAGUGUACUUACUGGUGGUCGGACGAACUAACGAACCUGAGGGCCGCUGCGACGGCCACCGUAAGGAAACUGUCCAGAACCAGGAAGAAGAAGAACAGUGAAGAAAUAGUGCAGUGCCUGGACGCUCGAAGGGACGCUAGGAGGGCACUAAAUAAGUUGAUCCGGGAAGCCAAGAAGAACUCUUGGAAGGACCUGUUGGACUCCAUAGAGGAUGACCAAUGGGACAGAUCCUAUAAACAAGUAUUAGGGAUAUUUAGACUUUAUGCCCCACCAGUAGCUGAAACCCUAGAAGUUGAAAUACUGGAUAAUAUCCUCUCCGAGUUAUUCCCAGGAGGAACGGGAACUGGUGAGCCGCAGGAUCCCGCACACUCAGAGGUGGUUAUCUUUGUGGAGGAUGUCUUGGAUGCUGCCAGGAAAGGGACAGGAAGAAAGGCUCCUGGAUAUAUGGAAUACCGGGUGUGGUUGUGCGUGCUGCGUCGACACAUUUUGGGAAAGGGUUGGCGCGGUGCUUCUCUGCAUUCUUGA
Messenger RNA from Vespa crabro (European hornet), 996 nucleotides. RefSeq lists its product as uncharacterized. The transcript is spliced from 2 exons. NCBI's taxonomy places the organism in Eukaryota, Metazoa, Arthropoda, Insecta, Hymenoptera, Vespidae. Bases 1 to 996 code for a protein of 331 amino acids. The record is from RefSeq and is a predicted model, not a curated record.